Molecule: messenger RNA, 2122 nt
Organism: Calliphora vicina (urban bluebottle blowfly)
Lineage: Eukaryota; Metazoa; Arthropoda; Insecta; Diptera; Calliphoridae
Gene: cactin
Product: cactin, spliceosome C complex subunit
Exons: 1
Coding region: 51-1991 (646 amino acids)
Biological process (GO): mRNA cis splicing, via spliceosome
Cellular component (GO): cytoplasm; spliceosomal complex
Molecular function (GO): protein binding
Source: RefSeq, a predicted model, not a curated record
UCAUUUAAGACUUUGCGUUAAUAUUUUUGUAAUUUCCACAAAGAAAUAAAAUGCCAAAGGACAAAAAACAUAAGAAGGAUGAACAUCGAGAAAGCCAUCAUAAGCACAAAUCCAAACAUAAGCAUAAAUCAAAGUCGAAGAAAAAGCACCGCUCGCCAUCCUCCUCAAGACCUUCGUCAUCUUCCAGUGGCGAUGAAGGUCUACCAAAAAAUGUGCAGCUGUUAAAAGCCCUAGAAGAAAGACGUAUUAAGGAGGAAUUGGAGAGGAAGCGCUUGAAAGAUGAGUUAAAAGCUAAAGAGACCCCAGAACAAAAACGAGACAGACGUUUGCGUGAAAAAGAAGCCAAGGAAAUUAGAAGAAAAGAAAGAAUGGGCUGGGAUAAUGAAUAUCAAACUUAUACUGAUCAAGAUAAUCCUUUUGGUGAUUCCAAUUUGACUUCGACCUUUGUGUGGAACAAAAAAUUACAAAAACAAGGUUUUAAGGAUGUUCCCAUACAGACAGUGGAGGCGUUUAAUCGACAAAAACAAAUGGAGAACAAAUUGGAAUUAGAAAAGGUGAAGAAGAGGAGACUGGAAAGGGAGAAAGAAAAACAAGAGCGGGAAGAUGAAAUGGUAUUGCAGCAAAGACAAAAAGAAGCGGCCCAAUUCCAUGAGUGGGAGAAACAGGAAGAUCAAUUUCACUUGGAACAAGCUCGCCUGCGAAGUGAAAUACGCAUACAAGAUGGCAGAGCAAAACCGAUAGAUUUGCUGGCUCAGUACAUAAACAGCUCAAAAUUGGAAGAUGCCAUUGAAAUGCAAAUGCAUGAACCAUACUAUAUACUUAAUGGUUUGUGUAUCAAAGAUUUGGAGGAUCUAUUGGUGGACAUUAAAGUCUAUAUUGAAUUGGAAAAAGGCGAACAUAUUGAUUUUUGGAAUGACAUGACUAUCAUUGUUGAAGAUGAAUUGCAAAAGCAAAGAAAACAAGCAGAGCAAGAGGAAGCUGCUAGUUCCCGGCGUGAGGGAAUACACGAAAGUGUAGUGAAAGAUGUUACGGGUAUAUUCCGUAAUAAAACCAUAACACAAUUAGAUGAAAUGAGAGCGAAAAUAGAAGGUAAAAUUGAAGCUCGUACGGAAGGAGUGGACAUUAGCUAUUGGGAAAAUAUAUUAUCACAAUUGAAGGCUCAUAUGGCAAGGGCUCGUUUGAGAGAUCAUCACCAAAAGAAACUCAGAGAGAAAUUAGAUCUAUUGAAAACUUCGACGAUUAAAGAAGAAGUCCAGGAGAGCUCACCACAACGCACAGAGGGCCGGGAAACACAAGAGGCUCGAGAAGAAAGCGAAGAAACACAACAGGAAAUAUAUGAAAAUGAUUGCUUUAAUCUCUACAACGAAGGUAACUACAGUCCGCAAUAUUUGUCGCCUGAAUUACAGUUCGGCUCGCUUAAUAUUGUCGAUGAAGAAGAGGACGAGAUGAAUUUGAAAUAUCAAAGGCAACAAUUGCUGGAAAAUAGUCAAGACAACAGUAAUUACAACCAAGAUGAGGUAAAUAUGCGCCACGAAGCUCGCAAGGGUAUGUCAAAUGAUGAAGUUGAGUUUAGCGUUGAAAUGCCUUGUGAUAAUUCAUUGGCCAUUCAGCUGGCCACUGACAAAUAUCGCCCCCGUAAACCUCGUUACUUUAAUCGUGUCCACACCGGCUUUGAAUGGAACAAAUACAAUCAAACGCAUUAUGAUAUGGACAAUCCUCCGCCCAAAAUUGUUCAAGGCUAUAAAUUUAAUAUAUUCUAUCCGGAUCUAAUAGACAAAUCGAAAACUCCACAAUAUUUCCUUACACAAUGCGAAGAUAAUCCAGAUUUCGCUAUUUUACGCUUUCAUGCUGGACCACCCUACGAAGAUAUUGCCUUUAAGAUUGUUCAUCGCGAAUGGGAGUUCAGUUAUAAGCGUGGUUUUCGUUGCCAAUUUCACAAUAACAUCUUUCAGUUGUGGUUCCAUUUCAAACGCUACAGAUAUCGUAGAUAAAGCAACGUUUUUGUUGUUAAUUUCGCUGCUCUUUUUUUUUGUAUUUUUAAAUGUAGAAUAAAAUAAUGAACAGAUAUUUUAAUAAAAUAAGUAAAAUACAUACAUAUGAUACAUAGUACUUACUAAACAAA